Molecule: messenger RNA, 1967 nt
Organism: Elaeis guineensis (African oil palm)
Lineage: Eukaryota; Viridiplantae; Streptophyta; Magnoliopsida; Arecales; Arecaceae
Product: transcription factor SPATULA
Cellular component (GO): nucleus
Molecular function (GO): protein dimerization activity
Source: RefSeq, a predicted model, not a curated record
UCAUAAAUGCACCCCAACGCAACAAACCAGCAGCCUUAAACCCUGCAGCACGCUCGCGCUCUCUCCAAUAAAAGCUGGCAAACAAGCUUAUUAAGCUCGAGCUUUUCCCAGUAAGAGGAGCGGAAUGGAAUUAGAUGGGUUUUAAAAGACUGCUGGAUGGGACAAUCAAGACUGGGCUAGGUUAUAGAACUAGGGAGCUGUGCUGAGUUUCGUCUCUCUUAUUCCCUUGGUUUUGCUUUGCAUCUCUCUUUCUCCUCCUCCUCCUCUUGUUUGUCCGCCCAUUUGGUUCAGAUGUGGGAUGGGUGACCACAACAGCAGCGGCGUCCACCUCAACAGAGACGUUGGCAGCAGCUGGUCAUUUUCUGCCCCUUCUCCCUUCUCCACUUCGUCGCCAUCGUCGUCGUCGUCUUAUUCUGGACAGCACCAACAGGGGCAGGGCUUCUCCUCCUUGCUCGUCCACAUCCCUCCUCCGGCUUGCUCCUACUCCUCGAUCGCUCGGACGACGGCGGUUCAGAUGCCCUUUCCUCCCGCCGGCUCUGGAUGCUCCCUCCUCCAGGGUGCCGGGAAGCCACUGGAGCAGGAUCAUGAAGCCCGUGAUUGUGAGAGCGAGGAAGGUGUGGAGGUGGCCGAGGAGCCCGCGAAGCCGGUCCCACCUCGGGGUUCCGGCUCGAAGAGAAGCAGAGCUGCCGAGGUUCAUAAUUUGUCUGAGAAGAGGAGGAGGAGCAGAAUCAACGAGAAGAUGAAAGCGCUACAGAAUCUGAUUCCCAAUUCUAACAAGACUGACAAGGCUUCCAUGCUUGAUGAGGCCAUUGAAUAUCUUAAGCAGCUACAGCUCCAAGUACAGAUGUUGUCGAUGAGGAAUGGUCUAAAUCUAGAUCCCGUAUACCUAUCUGGAGCAUUACAACCUUUGCAAACUUCCCAGAUGUGCAUGGGAUUUGGUGCGGAUAAUGGCACAGCAAUGAACAUCGGAGCAGGCAUGCUGCCCUUGAACCAAGAUUCAGCUGCUCAGAACUCAUUUGAUAUAUCAAAUAGGUCCGCAUCUGCCCAUCAAUCUAUAGUCAUUCCCAGUGUAACAAAUAUCACAAAUCCAGAAAAUUCCUUCGGGAUGGAGCCAUCACAGUCUCACCAGGGCUCCUUUCAGUUGCCGGUGUCUGCAGAGGAGAUAUUCACAGAAGACAUGGUAGCAAGGCAACAAUUAGCGGCAGAUCAGACUACAAGGAAUCUGCCAGGGAAUGAGAUGAAGUGCAUGGCCAUGGCUUCUUCCCGACAUUUCAGUGAGCAAUCAUCAUCAUUGGUGCAUGAUUUGGAGGAAUGUGUCAUAGGGAGAGAAAGACCAGAAAAUAUGCCAUCCAAGGACCCGGAUAACCCGUUACUUGUUCAGCAUUUCCAUGGCUUACAGACUGGAAGUAGUUUUUCCAGCGCUGAUGCAAAGGAAGAACAACAGCAUUUUUGAAGCUCACCACAAUGGCCUUAGAAUGCUUCCCUGGCUGCAAACGACAUGAUGAAACAAAAUAUGCUCAUCUGUCUCUUGAACUGCGGAUGUACUGUUUCUAAAUUUAAAUUGGACAUGCAUUUGUAUUUCAAAAUCACAAUCCUUCAGCACCAUGCAGCACAAAGCAUCGCAUGCUGGUGAAGCAAUCUAUGUCUAUUGUAAGAAAGGAAAGAAAAAGGUCAUCUGUGAAGAAUAGAUCAAUUUGGGAUUGAAAAUGUACUUGAAGAGCAAGAUGAGUACGUUGGCAAUGUAGCACUUGAUAUAUCCUUUCAAGGAAAGCCAGGCUUUUUUUUGGGUCGCAGGAUUGUUGUGGCUUCCAUGAUAGGUUGAUGUUCAUGUUUUAGUGGUGUCCCCACAUUUUCUGUUGGGGAUCUGGAUUUUCCUUGGAGGAUCUGGAUGAUAUUCUAGGGACGGUUCUGAGGUGAAUGUAUGAUAAUGGCAUCUUUGGACAUCUGGAGACGGUUCUCUCUCUCUC